GUUUGAUUGGAUAGCGUGGUAAAGGCUGUAUGGCGUGGGUUAGGUUGAUUCACGUUAAUUAAUUUCUUUUGUUGUGAUAAAACGUUUAGCUAGCUGCCGAGAGUUUUUCUUCAAUCGUAUUAACCAGAAAGUUAAAUUUUUCUGUUCAUCAUUUGCGAGGAUGAGUGGCGGGGUGUAUGGAGGCGGUGAGUGUGAUUUUGAGGUAAAAAUUACAUGAAUGAAUGCGCCACGUUGUGCCGUAGGAAGAAAUAUGCUACAACUAGCUUGCUAGUUAGCCUGUUAGCAAAGUGCUCUGCAGACUGGUAUUAUCACAGAUAGGAAUUCUUUGGUAUUAUCUUUAGCAUUUAGCUAGCUAUCAAUGACGGGCAAAAUCAUUUAUUUUCUCUCAUGUACUUGCUACUUUGUGAUUUAUGAAAUAUGACUGCCUGCCUUCCAUCUAAUGAGUGAAAGCUGCAACUAGCUAGCUAAGUUAGCUAAGCGCUAGCUACAUGUCUAACAGCUCUUUGCAGAUUAAUUACUCGCUACUUUAGCGUGCUGACUAUUUUAUAAUUUUAGCGAACGUUAGCUAUGUAGCUUUUAGUUGUCCAGGAUAUUAGCAUAUUAUACGGAAGUUCAACCAAAAUAAUACGUUUAGAAUUCAUACACAGACAUUUCAUAUUUUCAUUUUUUAGCUUUCUAAGUAGAAAUAUAGCUAGCUAGAAGUGUGGUUUGAAAGCUAGCCUCUAGUCUUGAUGUAUAUCAAAACAUUGCUCCAACGUUGUACAUUACUUGCAAGACAGUUACUGUUGUGUAAUUUCUUCACUUUUGCAUCUUUUCUCUGCAGAUGAGGUUGGAGCCCUGGUGUUUGACAUAGGCUCUUACACAGUGAGAGCCGGCUAUGCUGGAGAAGAUUGUCCCAAGGUAAGCGCCCAAGUCUAGUGACCUUAUUUUUAACUAUGCGUCUUCCUCUGCGCAUUAAUUUCCUUCUAGAGGGUAUUAAUGUCAGGAAAUAAGGACUGUCACCCAUGAGACAGUGAGCAUGAAUUGGGUUUAGGUAGUCUGUCAGUUCCUGUGUCACGUGCAUUUGCCUUCAUGAAUAGAAAUAAGGCCACUGUCUGUCAUCAUAAGAGAAUGACUUGAUGUGCAGCAGGUAGCCUAGUGGUUAAGAGCCUUGGGCCAGUAACUGAAAGGUUGCUGGUUCAAAUCCCCAAGCCGAUUAGGUGAACAAUCUGCCAUUGUGCCCUUGAGCAAGGCACUUAACCCUAAUUGCUCCUGUAAGUCGCUCUGGAUAAGAGCGUCUGCUAAAUGACUUAAAUGUAAAAUGUGCUACUGUCUAUGGCUAGGCAAUGGACAAAUUACAUCCUUCUGCAAACUGGAUUUCUUUUUUAGCAUGCCUGCUUCUUUUUGCCAGCUUGUUGUAUAUCUGAAAGGGGUAAAAUAACAUGGACAAAUAAAAAGCCACCGGAAGACCUAGUCAUGGUUACUGCCGUUUCACAGACCCUGUAACCAAAAUACAGGUUUCGGGUCUGUGUGAAUGGUUCUGUUUUUUAGCAGGUACAUUCAUUAAGACUUCCAUUGUUUAACACCUCCCUAAUCUGAAAUACAACCAGCCCCCAUGGUUUUAACUACAUCCCCACCCCUCCCAAUUCGCCAGUUGCCCACUGACAUGUAUAAAAGGGGUAUACCUGUAAGUAGGUGGUAUAUAAGGGGCUGUUUGAAAGUGGGUCACAUAAACAUAGCCUUAUAUCACCUGUAAAAAGAUAUAUGACAUAAUUUGUCUGAAAUGGAACACUACUGAGUCCUCCUGUUCCAUUCCUCUGAGUACCGGUACCCCCUGUAUAUAGCCUCCCUAGUGUUAUUUUAUUUUACUGCUGCUCUUUAAUUAUUUUACAUUUUUUACUUAAUACUUUUUUAUUUUUUUCUCUCUUUUCUUAAAAAACUGCGUUGUUGGUUAAGCGCUUGUAAGUAAACAUUUCACUGUAAGGUCUACACCUGAUGUAUUCGGCGCAUGUGGUAUUUUUUGUUGAUUUGAUUUCUGGACACUUAUGGAAUGCACACUUAUUCUGCUUUUGACUGUAACACCAGUGUUCCACUAGUGUAUUCACCCUGAUGUUAUACUGGGGAAAUGGUGUUUCCAUAGCUAGGGCUGGCAGUGAGGACGCGUAAAGAGAAGAAUCAACAUCCUCUGUAGAAUCAAAACAGUUUAUCUGUGAGAAGGCGUUAACCAUCGAAGGUGUAAACACAUGUUCACACUUAUCCAUUGUUACCUCACGCCGUCUGUCUGCUUACAGUCCAUGCACUUAAGGACAUAUGUGGAAAACGCCUACUUCCUCUCCCACUCAUCUGCACUGAAAAAAAAAAGGUAAAAGCUGAAUGCAUUUUUAGUGUCAAUUCCUAUCGGCCUUGCCUUGACCCCAAGUUGGAGCAGGUCCGCCGGAGCCAUGGCCCAGUGAAGCACAGGUGCUGGCCCAUGUACAUGGAAACAGAAAAGUCUUAGCCUUUUGGGUGAAACACUGGGGUAAAUCCUCAGUGGAAAUGCGCCAUAAUAUGCACUAGGGUUGUACGAUAUUACAAGACAGUCGUGAAGAGGGCACGACAAAGCCUAUUCCCCCUCAGGAGACUGAAAAUAUUCGGCAUGGUUCCUCAGAUCCUCAAAAAAUUAUACAGCUGCACCAUCGAGAGCAUCCUGACUGGUUGCAUCACCGCCUGGUAUGGCAACUGCUUGGCCUCCGACCGCAAGGCACUACAGAGGGUAGUGCGUACGGCCCAGUACAUCACUGGGGCCAAGCUUCCUGCCAUCCAGGAUCUCUAUACCAGGCGGUGUCAGAGGAAGGCCCUCAAAAUUGUCAAAGACUCCAGCCACCCUAGUCAUAGACUGUUCUCUCUGCUACCGCACGGCAAGCGGUACCGGAGUGCCAAGUCUAGGUCCAAAAGACUUCUCAACAGCUUCUACCCCCAAGCCAUAAGACUCCUGAACAGCUAAUCAUGGCUACCCGGACUAUUUGCACUGCCCCCCCACCCCAUCUUUUUAACGCUGCUGCUACUCUGUUAAUUAUUUAUGCAUAGUCACUUUAACUCUACCCACAUGUACAUAUUACUUCAACUACCUCAACUAGCCGGUGCCCCCGCACAUUGACUCUGCACCGGUACCCCCCUGUAUAUAGCCUCCCUACUGUUAUUUUAUUUUACUUCGCUCUUUUUUCUCAACACUUUUUUGUUUUAUUUUUACCUUCUUUAUUAAAAAUAAAUGCACUGUUGGUUAAGGGCUUGUAAGUAAGCAUUUCAUUUGUUCACUUCUUUAUAAAAAUUGAUUGAAAAUAAGGAUGAAGUAUUCCUUUAAGAGUUUCUUGUUAUUUAUUGUUACUCUUCUAGAGUUUGGUUUCGUAAGUAAGUGAGCAUUCGCCGCAUGUGACAAAUCAGAUUUGAUUUGAUUUGAUGGCCAUCGUCGAUGGUGACAACAUCAUGAUGUUACUGGCGAUACCUAACCUAUUUCAACUUGACUGGCACCAGUCACGGUUGACAACUCCGUUGUGUCCUCCUCCCAGAGUGCAAAGAGCCUUGGCGUGACCCUGGACAACACCCUGUCGUUCUCCGCCAACAUCAAGGCGGUGACCCGAUCCUGCAGGUUCAUGCUCUACAACAUUCGGAGAGUACGACCCUGCCUUACACAGGAAGCGGCACAGGUCCUAAUCCAGGCACUUGUCAUCUCCCGUCUGGAUUACUGCAACUCGCUGUUGGCUGGGCUCCCUGCCUGUGCCAUUAAACCCCUACAACUCAUCCAGAAUGCCGCAGCCCGUCUGGUGUUCAACCUUCCCAAGUUCUCUCACGUCACCCCCCUCCUCCGCACACUCCACUGGCUUCCAGUUGAAGCUCGCAUCCGUUACAAGACCAUGGGCUUGCCUAUGGAGCAGUGAGGGGAACGGCACCUCCGUACCUUCAGGCUCUGAUCAGUCCCUACACCCAGGCGAGGGCAUUGCGUUCAUCCACCUCUGGCCUGCUGGCUCCCCUUCCUCUGCGGAAGCAUAGUUCCCGCUCAGCCCAGUCAAAGCUGUUCGCUGCUCUGGCACCCCAAUGGUGGAACAAGCUCCCUCACGACGCCAGGACAGCGGAGUCACUCACCACCUUCCGGAGACAUUUGAAACCCCACCUCUUUAAGGAACACCUGGGAUAGGAUAAAGUAAUCCUUCUACCCCCCCCCCCCCCCCCCCCCCCCCCAAAAAAAAAGAAAAGAGAAAAAAAAGUAUAAUUGUAAAGUGGUUAUCCCACUGGCUAUAGGGUGAAUGCACCAAUUUGUAGUCGCUCUGGAUAAGAGCGUCUGCUAAAUGACGUAAAUGUGCCCUUGAGCAAGGCACUUAACCCUAAUUGCUCCUGUAAGUCGCUCUGGAUAAGAGCGUCUGCUAAAUGACUAAAAUGUAAAUGUAAAAUGAGUCGGGCGCACAGCAGGGGCAGUGCAUGGGUGACAUUCAGAGUAAAUAGCCUAUAUUGCUAUUUCAAUAAACUAUUUUUUUAUAUACUGGGCACCUUGUGUCUUAUUGUAUUAAUAGCCUAAUUUCCUAUUUUCUCUCCAUUUGAUAUGAAUAUGACUUGGCCUAUAAGCCACUCUUUCAGUUUUAUGCAUACCGGAUUUCUCCCUCUGCGCAAUUUCAUGAUCAAACAAUGAAUUAAUCUAAAAAAUAAAAAAUGUAUAACCUUAAAACAUCGUAAUAGUAAUAAUGAGAAAGAUGGAAGUAACAAUAGCAAGAGAAAAUAAUCGAAUGAGAAAUUUCAACAAACCUUAGUUUGUCAUAAAACAGAAAUUAUGCGUGCACGCGAGGCUGGGAAAAAAAUCCCUCCUUGCCGUUACGAACCAAAAGGCUAAAAAAGGUUAAAAUAAAUUAAAGUUAUGAGUAUUUCCCAAAUAUUCUAAUAGUGUUUAAUGUCCUAAAGUUUCAGCUUUUAAAUGGGAACAAUUAGUUUGAGUCUAUGCUCUUCGCAAUCACAGCUUUAUUUUGAAUGACACAUAUUUCAGGCCACAAGAAACAAUACCAAGAUGUUGCACACACAUCCACUAAAAUGUUGGAUAACAUAAUGAAACAAGUUUGAUUGCAGAAUUUAUUAGGCAUUAUUGAUGCAAUGACACUGUCGGUCUGAUCGAGGCGUUAAGGCGUCUGCAUGCUUCCCAGCCGAAACAGUUCGGUAGAGUUCAUGCAUAUAUUAUUACGACAUUUUGUGACGUUUUCUUCGUUUUGGACUUCGGUGAGGGUUUUUUCGGAUGUUCGGGCACACAACCUUUUUUCUGGAGGCAAGUUCGGAGUCGAAGUCUACACCCCUUCGUCGGUGAUUGGUCAACAGUAGGGAUUCUUCAAUAAAGUAUUUUGUUGUCAUUCAACUUUUUUCAUUGAGAAAUACUGGACCAAACAUCUUUGUUAGGUGUAAAAUUGCGCGACUAAGCUCUCUUCACCAAAAAAACGUCAAAAUUAUUGACAGAUUUCUUGAGUUAUCUUAGAUUAUACUGACUAUUUUGAGGAAGUGUGCACUGGCGUCUCAAAAUGGACAAACAGUACUAUUGCCGCUUUUUUCUUGAUUUUCAAGCGAAGGUCUUAAGGGAGUAUGCGAACACACUAGGCGCCAGCCGAACUGAAGCAUGCUGACGCCUUUAGGCUACUGCUGAGCAAAGUUUAUGAAAGAAACGAUGCAUGACCUAUAGUUGGCCAUGGCCUAUUUCCAUUAGAGCCCGACCUAGUUAUUUUUUUAGGUCCGACACCGAUGUGGAUUUCUUACAUUGUGACAAUAAUGACUCAUGAAAAUGGCCACAAGUGGUCAGAUAAGCAAGAGAUUUACCUUUUUUCAUUCUAUUUAGGGAAUACCGGUUAUCAGUGGAAUUAUCGGUUUAUACCAAUUAUAGUUAUAAAAGGCCAAUAUCUGCCGACGUUAAUAUUGGUGAACCAAUAUAUCGGUUGGGCUCUAAUUUCAAUAUUAUUCUAGAAAUGUGCAACCUACCUACAAGGCAUAGUAGCUUAGGCCUAAAAAGAGGAGGAUGAAGAAUAAAUGUGAAUCAGUUUUAUAAUGAUCCAGGACUGAGGACAGUAGAGUUGCUCUGCAGCCCGUUGAGAUGAUUUACAUCCCAGCACAUGACAGCCAGUGAGGCUCGUUGACUGUGUCACGCUCCUCCUGCGCUCUUUGGCACACACCACUCAGAUAGGCCUGCACAUCUCUUUCGUUCCGCAGCUACACCAGAGUGGAAUAGGCUACUAGAAAAUAUUUGGCAUCCCUCCCAUAGUAUGCGAGCUCGUACUAGGGACUUUAAAAAAAAAAAACGUGAAUUUUGGGAUAACAUCGUCUAUUUUUUUUUUUAUAUGUACAGAAUCAUGAUAGGACAAAAGUUGACAUCACCCAACCCUAAUAUACAAAUGUAUUUGUGCCCGUAGGCUGACUUCCCCACAGUGAUGGGCGUGACCCUGGACAGGGAGGAUGGCAGCACCCCGAUGGAGACGGACGGGGGGGACAAGGUCAAGCAGGGCACCAACUACUUCAUCGACACCAACCAGCUGAGGGUGGCCCGCGAAAACAUGGAGGUCAUGUCACCACUCAAAAACGGCAUGAGUGAGUUUCUCUCCCUCGUCAUGUGAUCGUGGACAAUGUGGAAGUUGUAUUGACAGCGUUCUGCCUGGACGAAAUUAAAGCAAAUGCUGUGAAGUGACAUGCAGAGUGUAUAGGCAGAGCAGGUAGUGGGAAUGCCAGGCGAUGUCUUCAAUAUCUAGGACAAUGCACAAUGUUUUGAGAGAGGCUCCUUGUCUGGACUGCUCUGUUUGUCUGUGGCCACUGGUCAGUGACCUGAUAAUCUUCCUGUGAGAUGAACACAAACGGCAGUAUUGACGUGUCCGGAGGCUUUGCCUUUCUGAAAUUGUCUGUGCUUUGCCACUAUGAUACGAUAUACUUUAUUGUCAAUUUAACAUUGACAUUUAUUUUGUAAAGCCACCAUAUAAACGCACACAAAAAAAAAUAAAACGCGUUGAAAUGAUCAACAGUCAACACAGUGAUUUAGAGGUUAUGAAGAGGAUGGUCUUUGUUAGAAAAGAGAAAUGAUGGUUGGUCAUUGGUCAGACUGAGAACUAUCAUGGAUGAGGUAUUGGUUCUCCUGAACUGUCCAUGGUGCUUACAUUAUUCCCCAUAAAAAAAAAAAACCAAUAUUUUAUGACAAUGCCAUUAAUGACUUUUCUGCUUACGUGAUCCUUUAGGAGGCCUGACUGACUUUAAUCUGAAUUCAGUACUGGGGAGUUGGGCUAUUUAGAGGAAAGUGUGACAGUGAUAUUAAUAGACUAUAGAACAGAGAGCUCCUUGGAGUGCUGCCCUCGAUUAGAAUUCACACUUCGCUCAAAUUAGCAAAGUUCAUUAGUCUAUUUUCUCCAGUAUCCGACCCAGCAUCAGAGAUGAAAGACAUAUAGUCUAAUAAAAUGUGGUUGUGUGACGAGACGUAUGCAUGCACACCUUAAAGUUAGAGUCAGCGAUAUGACGUAGAUGCACAAUGUAAACAGCAUAGUGGGUCAAUUUCCGCAACAACUGAGAUGGAGCGCGAGGCUACACUUCUACGCAGUUUUUCUCCCAUUUCUAUCAUGCUCUAACAGUGUGAAGCAAAGCCAUGCACAGAUACUGUGUGGGAGUGAAGUCUUGCAUCUUGAUCUUUGCAAUAUCUGCAGUGCUGCUCGUGGUAACUUCAUUUUUGCUCUUAAGUAUUAACCAUUCAAAAGUACCAGGCUUUAUUUGCAGCAGAUGACCUGCAUGACUUGCCCAAAGAGAGAGGAAUUUAUGUGAUUGUGAUCAGUUUCUAUGGAUAUUUUAUACAAGGAAAACUACCUUGGCCCAAACCCCUUGCCUACAUAAUUUGUUGUGAGAAAUUUGCACUGGUGACCAUGACAUUCUCUAACCAUGACAUCCUCUAACUCGGUACAUUGAUCUCUUUUGUUUGUUUAUUAUCUGUGAAGUCGAGGACUGGGACAGCUUCCAGGCCGUUCUGGACCACACCUACAAGAUGCACUUCAAGUCCGAGCCCAGCAUGCAUCCUGUACUCAUGUCAGAAGCCUCGGUGAGUAGGCCUCGCCUCCGGUUUGGAAUGAGUCUCAUGUCAUUUACAACACACACCCUUUAAUAGUGCGUAGGUUUUGUGAUAAACUCGUUCAGUAUGGCGUGAGCCCCAUGUACGUCGGAAUGAGCGUGCACACCGACAGCCAGUAGAGCCCUCAAUGCUCAGCCCUGAUUUUGAAUAAAAACAAACCACUAUGGAGUUAUUAUACUGUGAUAUAGAAUUUUGUUUUCUGUAGUACUGUGAUAUAGAAUUUUGUUUUCUGUAGUACUGUGAUUAUAGAAUUGUGGUUUUCUGUAGUUAUUCAGUCUAUGGUGUCCUGCUGGUUCAUUGUACACUGAUAUUUCGCAUUAGAGGCCCCAAACGGAAAGAAAACGCUCUGAAACAGAAGGUAUUAUCUGUACUUGUUCAACAAGAAACGCUAGUUCACAUUUCACUUGCAAAAUGUUUUACUAUGGCGUGCCCUAAUGAACACAACGCCGUUGUAAAAAGAGGAUCUUCAUGGUUUUCUCUUCUCUGCAGUGGAACACGCGAGCUAAGCGGGAGAAGCUAACCGAGCUGAUGUUUGAGCAUUACAACAUUCCUGCCUUCUUCCUGUGUAAAACGGCGGUGCUGUCCUCGUAUCCUUCCGCUUCCACAGUGAAUUGAAAUAAUAUAAGGAUGUUAAUGGAAGGUUAAUGAAGCUGGUGGCUCGAUGGUGUCACUAAUAAAACAUUAGUCAAAUGACACGAUCCAUCUGCUGUUUUGAUAAUGACCCCAAAAUCUCUGUUUUCUUUGCAUUUUUUAAAAUUUGUAUUUAACCACGUUAGUCUCAUUUGAAAAAAAAAAAGAAAAAAACAUUUGCAAGAGUUGUUUGCUAUUAGCUAUUGCUCAUGUGACUUUGACACAAGGGGUUGGGCUAAAAUACAUCGCAUCGCAUCUCAUCUCUCUAGAAAAGGCCCUUCUGUUCUCUUAACUCUUGAGUAACUCAGCUUUGCCAAUGGACGAUCCACAGGGUUGGUGCUAGACAGCGGAGCCACGCACACAACAGCCAUUCCAGUGCACGACGGUUACGUGCUUCAGCAAGGUCAAUUGUCUAACUUCUCCCACUGCCCGCUUUUCUAUUUUAGUUUGAAUGUUGUCGUUUUUUUUAUCCACAUCAUGUACAAGUCUUAAAAGGGAUGGAUAAACUCUUACCAUUUAUGAGUUGACCAGAAAUGUCGUCCAUCCACUUUGAAGCCAUCGUGUCUCGGGAUGUGGGUCGAAAUUACUUUAGAUGGACACUGAUUUGGUUUUGAAUACUUCAAGCUUGUGGAAUCCCCAAAAUCAAUAAAUCAACUGGAGAGCAGCAAACUGGGUAACACUUCCAUCCCCUCCCUGCAACACUUCCAUCCCCUCCCUGCAACACUUCCAUCCCCUCCCUGCAACACUUCCAUCCCCUCCCUGCAACACUUCCAUCCCCUCCCUGCAACACUUCCAUCCCCUCCCUGCAACAAAUUGAAUCUCCAUAGGAAGUAUGGUAGCAGUAAGAUUAUGGAAACGCAGUUAAGGGGUUUGACAUUAUUAUCCACCUCCAAAUCAUCUCCUUACACUAAAGAGAAAUGAGAACAACCAUCUUGGUAAAGCAUCAAGGGCUUUCUGCAGUGAGGCCAUUAGAGUCGGAGCUGCAGUGAAAUACAACACGAGGAGAAUAGCACAGGAGUCCAGACCGGUAUAUAAAAAUCAAUGGAGCCAUUUUAGUUGAUAUGAGGAAAUGUUAGGGUCAUUAAAGGAGCAGUGUGUUGGGGUCGUUAAGGGAGCAGUGUGUUAGGGUCGUUAAAGGAGCAGUGUGUUAGGGUCGUUAGGGGAGCAGUGUGUUAGGGUUGUUAAAGGAGCAGUGUGUUAGGGUCGUUAAAGGAGCAGUGUGUUGGGGUCGUUAAGGGAGCAGUGUGUUAGGGUCGUUAAAGGAGCAGUGUGUUAGGGUCGUUAGGGGAGCAGUGUGUUAGGGUCGUUAAAGGAGCAGUGUGUUGGGGUCGUUAAAGGAGCAGUGUGUUAGGGUCGUUAAGGGAGCAGUGUGUUAGGGUCGUUAAAGGAGAAGUGUGUUAGGGUCGUUAAAGGAGCAGUGUGUUGGGGUCGUUAAAGGAGCAGUGUGUUAGGGUCGUUAAGGGAGCAGUGUGUUGGGGUCGUUAAGGGAGCAGUGUGUUGGGGUCGUUAAAGGAGCAGUGUGUUGGGGUCGUUAAGGGACCAGUGUGUUAGGGUCGUUAAAGGAGCAGUGUGUUAGGGUCGUUAAGGGAGCAGUGUGUUAAGGUCGUUAAGGGAGCAGUGUGUUAGGGUCGUUAAGGGAGCAGUGUGUUAGGGUCGUUAAGGGAGCAGUGUGUUAGGGUCGUUAAGGGAGCAGUGUGUUAGGGUCGUUAAGGGAGCAGUGUGUUAGGGUCGUUAAAGGAGCAGUGUGUUAGGGUCGUAAGGGGAGCAGUGUGUUAGGGUCGUUAAGGGAGCAGUGUGUUGGGGUCGUUAAAGGAGCAGUGUGUUAGGGUCGUUAAAGGAGCAGUGUGUUAGGGUCGUUAAGGGAGCAGUGUGUUGGGGUCGUUAAAGGAGCAGUGUGUUAGGGUCGUUAAAGAAGCAGUGUGUUAAGGGAGCAGUGUGUUGGGGUCGUUAAGGGACAAGCAUGAGGACACUGCCUCUGUUCACAAUGAUGCAAAGUCGAUUCGGUGUUCUUGGCCUGUGUAUGUCAUAGUAGUUAUAAGCCUUCAUAGCAGGUGUAUAAUGCUCUAAAUGAUUGGAGGGGGAAAGCGUUUUGAUGCUUUAAAUGAGACUGAUAUUGUGUUCCAUAUAAUUUCCCCAAAACUAUCCAAAUGACAUGUUUUUUUUGUAUUUUAUUUCAGGCAUUGUCAAGUCUCCCCUUGCUGGGGACUUCAUGAGCAUGCAAUGUAGAGAGCUAUUUCAAGAGUUAAACGUUGAAAUAGUCCCUCCUUACAUGAUUGCAUCAAAGGUGAGACCUGCUAAAGUAAGUCAAAACUACUCAUUUCAGAGAUUCCACUUCUCACUUUUUGGUGCUAUUGCUCACGUUAUGGUGGUGGGGCGUUUGUAAGUAUAGAACUUCGAUAUUUAAAAAAAUAUCGAUCUUUACAUAUUCAGGUUGUCUCGUGUAUUUCCCUUCAUCCACUACAUUUUUGUUUCAAUAAUCACUUUUGUCAUAGUUUAAAAUAUUCAAAAGGGGAUUUCAUAUUGGGUUUGUUUGAAAAUCUGCAUGUAGUAUUAAUGUUGUCUAGAUUUGUGCUUUGUAAUUUGACGAUUGACCAAUAACAAUUGAUACAGUGAUGCUCUAACUCAGGUAUUUUGUUCCCGUACAUUGCAUGCAUGAGCAUCAAAUUGACAUGCACUAUAAAUUGGGAUAGACGGAAUCAGUUUGAUCAACUCCUUACCAAAAGCCCUACACUGGCCUUAAUUGGAAUUCCCUCAUCGUUCUCUAUUGUCUUGUACUUGCAUUCAAAUGAAUUCAAAUGAGCAUGUCGCACAGCAUGCUUGAAAAAGUAAUAAUCUACAAAACGUAAAGCAAGGAAAUAUCUGUCAUUUAAUAAGCACUGGACGGAAGAAACCAUGAUAGGAACCAUACUUCACAGGAAUCCCAUCCAUUGUUCAAGCCUUGAUUUUUCACAUCACAAAAUGUGCCAUUGUCCUGUGAUAGUCUUCACCAUCACCCGUCAGACUCUGAGAUGUGAUUUCUCUGAAUGAAUCAGGAAUUCCUCAUAUUCCUGACCUCAAAAGACUGGAAGCCUUUUAAUCCCUGGCUCCCUUUUAUUCCACUCUCUUCCUCUAGCCUGGUCCCAGAUAUGUUGGUACUCCUACGGUCAUUUCCAUAGACGGCACAAGCAGCUCUGGAACCAGGGUACUUGUCCACUAUGACAGCGUUUCUGCUAACCUUUAGUGUUUCUCGCUGUAGGAUGCUGUACGUGAAGGAGCCCCAGCCAGCUGGAAGAAGAAGGAGAAACUACCUCAAGUCACCCGGUCCUGGCACAACUACAUGUGUAAUGUAAGCAGCUUUUGUGUGUUCUAUUGGCGAACAGAAAGUCAUAAACCGUCCAAUGGAGGUGGUCGGUGCCGCAUCACCGUAACAUACGGGUCAUAGACGUGAUGCGAACUUGUGUCUUCCUCAUUCACAUUUUCCUAAUGUGAAUAUUAAUUACUGUACUGUUUAGAACUAUUAUUUUAUAUAUUUUCGCCCCUGCCUCCAGACUGUGAUCCAGGAUUUCCAAGCGUCCGUGCUGCAGGUUUCAGACUCGCCAUAUGAUGAACAGUGAGUCCACCAUAAUUUACUCCCAUUCUAUAAUUUCACAAUAACCACCACAGAAUAGUUAUCUCCCUUAAAGGGUUAAUUCUCAUUGUAUUGAAAUGUAAUCCUCCCACAGAGUUGCAGCCCAGAUGCCCACAGUUCACUAUGAGCUGCCCAACGGAUACAACUGUGACUUUGGGGCAGAGAGGCUGAAGAUUCCAGAAGGCCUUUUUGACCCCUCCAAUGCCAAGGUGAGAAUCACAUGAAUACCAUAAUGCCUCAAUCAUGCUCUGUGACCUGUCUGAAAUGUGGUGUUCCUGGAAUGUUCAAUGUUCUAACCGUCUGUUCUGGUUCUCAUCCACAGGGUCUGUCUGGCAACACCAUGUUGGGAGUCGGCCACGUGGUGACCACCAGUGUGGGAAUGUGUGACAUCGAUAUUCGGCCGGUAGGUGCCAGCAUUCAAGACCUAUCACUUUGCUUGUUUUGGCUGCCUUGUUUACUAGGCCUGUGUAUUUUGUGAGUGAUAUGUGAUCUAUUAAUGUUAUUCAGAAUUACAAGAUUGAGGCCAGGUGACCUUUAUUCCCACAGAGGUUGCACAUAACUGACCUUUGACCUUUGUCUCAGGGUCUUUAUGGUAGCGUGGUGGUCACCGGCGGCAACACACUCAUCUCGGGCUUCACGGACCGACUCACCAGAGAACUCUCUCAGAAGACCCCUCCUGUGAGUGAUGCACAAAAGUAUUUCUCAUUGACUUGUUUUGUCCAUUUCUUGUCCUCUUGUUAGUAAAUGUUCCUGUCCACAGUUCCUGUCAGUGUCUAAUUUGUCUUCUCUCCUCUAUUCAGAGCAUGAGGCUGAAGUUGAUAGCCAACAACACAACGGUGGAGCGCAGGUUCAGUGCCUGGAUAGGAGGCUCCAUCUUGGCAUCACUAGUGAGUUCACAUCCAUAUAUAUACAUUACCAGUCAGAAGUUUGGACAAACCUACUAAUUCAAGGGUUUUUCUUUAUUUUUACUAUUUUCUACAUUGUAGAAUAAUAGUGAAGACAUCAAAACUAUGAAAUAACACAUAUGGAAUCAUGUAGUAACCAAAAAUGUGUUAAACAAAUCAAAAUAUAUUAUAUAUUUGAGAUUCUUCAAAUAGCCACCCUUUGCUUUGAUGACAGCAUUGUACAUUCUUGGCAUUCUCUCAACCAGCUUCACCUGGAAUGCUUUUCCAACAGUCUUGAAGGAGUUCCCACAUAUGCUGAGCAUUUGUUGGCUGCUUUUCCUUCACUCUAACGUCCGACUCAUCCCAAACCAUCGCAAUUGGGUUGAGGUCGGGGGAUUGUGGAGGCCAGGUCAUCUGAUGCAGCACUCCAUCACUCUCCUUCUUGGUGAAAUAGCCCUUACACAGCCUGGAGGUGUGUUGGGUCAUUGUCCUGUUGAAAAACAAAUGAUAGUCCCACUAAGCCCAAAACAGAUGGGAUGCCGUAUCGCUGCAAAAUGCUGUGGGAGCCAUGCUGGUUAAGUGUGCCUUGAAUUCUAAAUAAAUCACAGACAGUGUCACCCAGCAAAGCACCCCCACACCAUAACACCACCUCCUCCAUGCUUUACGGUGGGAAAUACACAUGCAGAGAUCAUCCGUUCACCCACACUGCUUCUCACAAAGACACAGCGGUUGGAACCAAAAAUCUCCAAUUUGGACUCCAGACCAAAGGACAAAUUUCCACUGGUCUAAUGUCCAUUGCUCGUGUUUCUUGGCCCAAGUAGGUCUCUUCUUCUUAUUGGUGUCCUUUAGUAGUGGUUUCUUUGCAGCAAUUCGACCAUGAAGGCCUGAUUCACACAGUCCCCUCUGAACAGUUGAUGUUGAGAUGUGUGUUAUUUGAACUCUGAAGCAUUUAUUUGGGCUGCAAUUCCUGAGGCUGGUAACUCUAAUGAACUUAUCCUCUGCAGCAGAGGUAACUCUGGGUCUUCCAUUGCUGUGGCGGUCCUCAUGAGAGCCAGUUUCAUCAUAGCGCUUGAUGGUUUUUGCGACUGCGCUUGGAAGAAACUUUAAAAGUUCCUGAAAUGUUCCGUAUUGACUGACCUUCAUGUCUUAAAGUAAUGAUGAACUGUUGUUUCUCUUUGCUUAUUUGAGCUAUUCAUGCCAUAAUAUGGACUUGGUAUUUUACCAAAUAGGGCUAUCUUCUGUAUACCAACCCUACCUUGUCACAACACAACUGAUUUGCUCAAACACAUUAAGAAGGAAAGAAAUUCCACAAAUUAACUUUUAAGAAGGCACACCGGUUAAUUGAAAUGCGUUCCAGGGGACUACCUCAUGAAGCUGGUUGAGAGAAUGCCAAGAGUGUGCAAAGCUGUCAUCAAGGCAAAGGGUGGCUAUUUGAAGAAUCUCAAAUAUAAAAUAUAUUUUGAUUUGUUAAACACUGUUUUGGUUACUACAUGAUUCCAUAUGUGUUAUUUCAUAAUAGUCUUCACUAUUAUUCUACAAUGUCAAAAUAAAGAAAAACCCUUGAAUGAGUAGGUGUGUCCAAACUUUUGGCUGGUAGUAUGUACAGUGGGGAGAACAAGUAUUUGAUACACUGCCGAUUUUGCAGGUUUUCCUACUUACAAAGCAUGUAGAGGUCUGUAAUUCUUAUCAUAGGUACACUUCAACUGUGAGAGACAGAAUCUAAAACAAAAAUCCAGAAAAUCACAUUGUAUGAUUUUUAAGUAAUUAAUUUGCAUUUUAUUACAUGACAUAAGUAUUUGAUACAUCAGAAAAGCAGAACUUAAUUUUUGGUAUAGAAACCUUUGUUUUCAAUUACAGAGAUCAUACGUUUCCUGUAGGUCUUGACCAGGUUUGCACACACUGCAGCAGGGAUUUUGGCCCACUCCUUCAUACAGACCUUCUCCAGAUCCUUCAGGUUUCGGGGCUGUCGCUGGGCAAUACGGACUUUCAGCUCCCUCCAAAGAUUUUCUAUUGGGUUCAGGUCUGGAGACUGGCUCGGCCACUCCAGGACCUUGAGAUGCUUCUUACGGAGCCACUCUUAGUUGCCCUGGCUGUGUGUUUCGGGUCGUUGUCAUGCUGGAAGACCCAGCCACGACCCAUCUUCAAUGCUCUUUCUGAGGGAAGGAGGUUGUUGGCCAAGAUCUCGCGAUACAUGGCCCCAUCCAUCCUCCCCUCAAUACGGUGCAGUCGUCCUGUCACCUUUGCAGAAAAUCAUCCCCAAAGAAUUAUGUUUCCACCUCCAUGCUUCACGGUUGGGAUGGUGUUCUUGGGGUUGUACUCAUCCUUCUUCUUCCUCCAAACACGGCGAGUGGAGUUUAGACAAAAGCUCUAUUUUUGUCUCAUCAGACCACAUGACCUUCUCCCAUUCCUCCUCUGGAUCAUCCAGAUGGUCAUUGGCAAACUUCAGACGGGCCUGGACAUGCACUGGCUUGAGCAGGGGGACCUUGCGUGCGCUGCAGGAUUUUAAUCCAUGACGGCGUAGUGUGUUACUAAUGGUUUUCUUUGAGACUGUGGUCCCAGCUCUCUUCAGGUCAUUGACCAGGUCCUGCCGUGUAGUUCUGGGCUGAUCCCUCACCUUCCUCAUGAUCAUUGAUGCCCCACAAGGUGAGAUCUUGCAUGGAGCCCCAGACCGAGGGUGAUUGACCGUCAUCUUGAACUUCUUCCAUUUUCUAAUAAUUGCGCCAACAGUUGUUGCCUUCUCACCAAGCUGCUUGCCUAUUGUCCUGUAGCCCAUCCCAGCCUUGUGCAGGUCUACAAUUUUAUCCCUGAUGUCCUUACUCAGCUCUCUGGUCUUGGCCAUUGUGGAGAGGUUGGAGUCUGUUUGAUUGAGUGUGUGGACAGGUGUCUUUUAUACAGGUAACGAGUUCAAACAGGUGCAGUUAAUAUAGGUAAUGAGUGGAGAACAGGAGGGCUUCUUAAAGAAAAACUAACAGGUCUGUGAGAGCCGGAAUUCUUACUGGUUGGUAGGUGAUCAAAUACUUAUGUCAUGCAAUAAAAUGCAAAUUAAUUACUUAAAAGUCAUACAAUGUGAUUUUCUGGAUUUUUGUUUUAGAUUCUGUCUCUCACAGUUGAAGUGUACCUAUGAUUAAAAUUACAGACCUCUACAUGCUUUGUAAGUAGGAAAACCUGCAAAAUCUGCAGUGUAUCAAAUACUUGUUCUCCCCACUGUAUAUAUACCACAGGAGGUUGGUGGUACCUUAAUUGGGGAGGAUGGGCUCGUGGUAAUGGCUGGAGAAUGGUAUCCAAUACAUCAAACACAUGGUUUCCAUUCACUCCGUUCCAGCCAUUAUUAUGAGCCGUCCUCCCCUCAGCAGCCUCCACUGAUAUACACUUCUACUGUAUUGCAAUGAUUCUGGUCACUUGCUCACUAUGAUUUGUGUGUUUGCCUGUUUGAUAAUAUGAUACUGCAUAUUACUUUGACCUAAUGCACUCUUAUCAAUGAUGGUGGUUGUAUUGUUUUGGAUUUGUACUGAUAAGUAUCAUGUUGUCUUACCCUAGGGAACUUUCCAGCAAAUGUGGAUCUCGAAACAGGAGUACGAGGAGGGAGGGAAGCAGUGCGUGGACAGGAAGUGCCCUUGAUUGACCGCCAACAGCAUGUGCUGCCUCCAGAACGCCCAACAACGUGUCUAGUUUAACCUUUUCCUGUGGACUCCCAAGGAUGGUCGCUGUUUUUGAAUAAAAUAAAAUAAAAAUCGAAUCUGUCUUUUAUAAUAAAAAAGAAAACAUUAACUGUAACAAACCAUGUCACAUAUACCAUUGGGGUGAAAGGCUAAGUUCCUUUUUGACUCCAUCUUCAGUAUGUCAUUUUCAGUUUGUUUAUCGACUUUAUAUUUUGAUCUCAAACUUCUUGACAGGUAAGAAACACUUGGUUAGUGUAUGUGCCUUAUCCAAUGUGUUGUCAGGUGAAUGUUGAAGCUUCUUGGAGGUGAUCUAAUGAUGCCAUUGAAUCGCUGUCAUUGAAUUGCUCACUGGACAAGACAAUCAUUCACUGAAAAUGAAAUCUGUAUUUAAUUUCACUUAUGUUUAUAUUUGAUUGGCAAUGUGCUGUC
Molecule: messenger RNA, 17280 nt
Organism: Coregonus sp. 'balchen'
Lineage: Eukaryota; Metazoa; Chordata; Actinopteri; Salmoniformes; Salmonidae
Source: the annotation of a GenBank genome assembly